Messenger RNA from Pocillopora meandrina, 5482 nucleotides. Lineage: Eukaryota; Metazoa; Cnidaria; Anthozoa; Scleractinia; Pocilloporidae. The record is from the annotation of a GenBank genome assembly.
UCUUUAAAGACAUCGGGAAAGACAGUAAACAGACUUAUUCUGUAAUGACAUUUUUCGCGAUGGGACUUAAAAACACUCCCCUCUUUGUCUUCUUUCGAGGAGUCAUAUUACUCUGCACAGUUUUCCACGCAGGAGUAGAAUCGUCUUCCCUUUCUCGAUCAACAUAUUUCACAACGUUGACAAAUAAGCGGCUUAAAGGUUUUGUCGUGAAACGGUUUAAGUCUCCCAGUCAAAUUUGGUGUGGUCAGUCAUGUUUCAAAAACGCCUGGUGUAUUUCAACAAACUUCAAACCUGCUCCUCAAACUUCCAAGUCUGAUGGCAAAGGAACUUGUGAACUAAACAAGCACGACGUUAUCAAAGAAAACGCACAUUUACAGUUCGAGGCGGGAGCCAUUUUCUCAACACUUAUUAAGGUAGAUAAUUGCAGGAUUUGGAUCGUUUUCAAUGUAUUCGCGAUACCAAGUUUAAUCAAUUCGUUUAUUUUUAAGUCUUGUAAUUUCACAGUUUAACCCUUUCCUCUAUUCGGGAAAAAUCCCCUUAAGUGAGCCGUAAAAACAAGCUGGUGGCACCAAACAAAUAUUUUGUUUCCCCGCCGACGUUUGAGAACUAUCGUGAUAGCAUUCAUCGAUUACCGGUUUAACAUGAAGGUUUGAAGUUCUUUUUCAUUAAAACAAAAAAAUAAUUCUCCUUUAACUAACUAAGGACAAUAAUAAAAAAGAGAGAUAAAGGAAAAAUAUUUCAUGGGGCGUUUGGUGAUCAACUGCAAAUGUUAUGCACCUUAAAGAAAACCAUUAAAUGAUUAUGCAAAUAUUUGUAAAGAACAUAAAACUCGAACUGAUGCUUGCCAGCAGAAGCAAGUUUUGGAAAUGGCACAUACGCUUUCUUUUAUUCCCUUUUAAAUGAAAUCCUUUUCCAGCAAAUAUAGGAAUUUAGAAACAUCAUUGUUUGAUCGAGAUAUUUGAAAUUAUAUGCCGUCCCCAUCCAUUAUGGCUGAUGGGUUCAUGUUUGUUUCUCAUUUGCAUCACAAAAAAAAGUGCAGUGACUCCACCAUUGGUAAAAGCUUGAGGUUGUUGCGAAUCUCAUAUUACUGUCUUUGAAUAUGUAAUAGUUUUGAACUAAAGUUUAUAGAAGCUAGACCAUUAAUAAAUAACAUACCUUGGCUUCGUUUGAAUUCUGCCAAUACAUGUACUUGUAGAUGUUGACUAAAUGCAUAGUUAAAAACAAAAUUUUUAGGCAGCCAGUUUACCCCAAUGGUUUUGUCUGAACAUUACGACUUUGUAAAUCAUGUUUUAGAAGUUUGUUGAAGAAUUGGUGAGGACAGAUAAAUUGUUUAGUUCAAUUUGACGGUGGGUAGGCUUGAUACCUACUCGGUUGUUUGAGCUGGAUCUAGGAGAUAACAAAAACACUGUACUUGAGAGCGUGACUAUUUUCCAGCGAAUUAUUUUUAUCCAUCAGUAGGAAAGUGAAAUAAUUUUGCAGCAUAUUUAUGUUUAUGUAUAUUCUUCUCAUUAUUCCAUCGGCUACUCUUUCUAUCUAGGAUUGCCGUCUAGCAGCUCGCACCUGUUUAAAUGGUGGUGUGUGUUUUUAUGACAAGAAAAGGCAAACUUAUUCAUGUGAAUGCAAGCCCCCUUGGACCGGAGAAACUUGUGCUGAUCUGUGUAAGAAACUACUUUGUAAAGUAGAAUGAAGUUGUAAUGUAUUGCCUGUCGAGAAAAGCUUCAGAGCAGUUUUCCUGUUGCAUUUAUGCGACAACUGAAAAAAUUUAGCGUGACAGUUUUCUGCAAACGAGCAAACAAACUUCAUUCGAACGCUAUUUUGCAUUGUCUUGCUUUUGUAACGCACAUGCUUUAAGAGAUUUACUUCGAUUCAAAAGCGUUAUUAGCUAGACCAACUUAAUCAUAUAUGGUUUGAAGAUCGGUUGGUCAGUCGCCAUAUGAUGUAGCUCCUUUUUACUAAUAACAACUCUUUUGAAAUGUUGUCUUGUAAUCGCAAAAAGUUGACUGUGACAGCCAUCCCUGCAAAAACAAUGGAACUUGUACAGUCGGAGUCAAUGAAUAUAACUGCAGCUGUGCACCAGGAUUUUACGGGACACAGUGUGAAAAGAUUGAAGGCCUAUCUUGUUCAUCAGGUUUGUAGAGAGGUGUAUCGUAUUUUGAUGACAUAAUCUGAGAGCGCAAGCUUCCUUCUACAAAGAGAAGUUCUCGUGGAGAUGGGGAUGACCUUUCAACAUUUUACAAAGUUUUGGAUGGGACAUUAAUUAAGAUUCUUGAGGACAAACCACGCCAAUGUUUUUAUUUUGAUUACGGUUUCUCAUAAAAACUUUCCACAAUUGAUAAUCGUCAGCGUCAGGACGCUGUAAACCCAUUCGAUCAAUAUCAGUAUCUGAGAAGCUACGCUCCUACCCCUCCCCUAACCCAACAAUCGUCAAUUGAUAACAAGUUAAGGUUAAUGUUGGGUUAAGGGAGGGGUUGGUGCCUGUCGCUCACAUACUUAUAUUAAUAAGUAUGCGAUAGAUUGGAUUACCAAUCUAUCGCUUUUUAUCCCUUUACAUCCUAACAACAGUAGGCUUAUUCUCCAUACUGUUCGUUAUACAUUUCCAAAGGUGCUGACGAGGAGAGUUUAUUUAGCGAUCAAAAGCGUCUGUUUUUGGUGAUCAUUUCCUUUAUUCUCAUGACCUUAAUGUUUGAUUCAGCGCUGUUAUUUUAGGGAGAAAUUAGAUGCUAGUCACUCGUCGGGGUUAAAGAGUUCAAGAAGUAGAAAGUGACUGUUGGAUUUUAAAUUGUGUGAAAAGUUUAUACCUCGGGGUUUUUUUUUUUUUAAGCGGUCAGAAUACUUUCAAACGAGCUGACCUAUUUAGGUAAACACCACAAGCUACCUUUGACAUCUCAGAGCGCUCAAGGUACUUUUUUUUGUAUCUUUCUCUCUGGCGUGCGUGGUAGCCGUGCGGAAGCCAAAGCAAGAUUUUUCAAAAAACAAAGACAAUCUUUACUCUGGGUAUCUGUUUAUCGGUUACGUACGUGAUCUGGUAGCGGACAUGAGAUAAAAAGUAAUUACUGAAACAAGAUUAAUCCGGAAAUUUCGCAGUAAGAUUCAUCCAAUUUAAGAGUUGCUUUGCCAUUUCAAGGAAACUGGAGUAAAGAAGAUUGUGUUUUGUUGUUUCCUACAACUUACCGAAUGGUCUUUGGACAGCCUAGCAUAAAGAGUUACGCCAGCAUAACAAACGCCACCUCGUCUAGUCUCUCGGAAUUUACUAUGUGCCUUUUUGUCAAAAUGAAGGAUACAAGUUUCAGUAGUGACCAGUGCCUCUACAGUUAUGCGACUAUUGGAGCACCUUAUGGGAAUGCCUUCUACGUUUGCCUGUUUUCCCCAGGAAUUAGGAUUUCUAUACACGCCCCGGGAGAUAAGUAAGUGAUAUGACAAACACGAUAAAGAAAAGUCUGUACUCGAAUCAAAUGGUCCAUCCAGCCCAACCGUAUCCUGGUCUUCUUAAAAUAAAGCGACUCGUUGGAGUAUUAAUACUUCCCCCUGGACGGGAUGCUUAUCUAUUGCAAUUUUAGCAUUUCAUUCGGUUUCCCCUACAGUGUGCCGUAAUACUCCUGGGUGGAGUGAAGCACUGUAAGAAUAAAGUCUGUCGCCCAAGAACACAACACAAUAACCCAAUAGAAUAAGAUAGAAGAGAACUAAAAAUAUACCGGAAUGAAUGGCGAAUUACGCGCGAGAAAGGGACGCGAAGAUGAAUUUUUUUGAGCUCCUUCCUUCGCGCGUGAAUCACACUUACCUUGGCUCACCUCAAAAAAAGAAAUAAUAUUCCUGUUGCCGCAAUGGGCUAAAGUGCUCCCAGCGGAGUAUUAUCUAGGCUUCUGAUGGUAUUUGGCAUUAACAACACUUGAGAACAAAAACAAGAGAACAUGGUUGUUAACAACCACGUUCUCUUGUUUUUGUUCCCAAGCGACUUAAAAUAAACAAUUAAACGAGUCUAGUGAUUUAAUCAUUGUUAAUGACAAAAUUUAGUGCUAUGUUGUAUAUAUAUAUACACAUGAAACUCAUGUACAUACAGCCUACCAGCAGUUACCUGUAGCUCGUUGGAGGAGGAGUCAACUAGUGUAUCAAAUAUAGGUGAACAACCAAUCUUGAUGUCACAUUGAAUUGGACCGCAAUCAGUCAAAAACUGAGAGUUUCUGAUAUAAUUUUAAUUGUUUAUGUUCAUUUUGUAAGUGAUACAGACGCCAGAGUCAAAAUAAAUGAUACCAUGUGGCAUCACAUUUGUGUUACCUGGAAAAAUACCAAAGGCGACUGGCAGUUUUAUCUGGAUGGACAACUUCAAAGCUCUGGAACUGGCUUGAAGAAAAAUCAUCAGAUACCAGCCGGCGGAACAGUUGUCAUUGGACAAGACCAAGAUAAAGUCGGAGGGGGCUUUGAUAUCGAAGAUAGCUUUGGGCCGGGUGAGGUAACAGAAGUCAAUCUUUGGAGUAGGGUCCUUUCUGGCGAUGAAAUUGCAGCUCAGAAGGCAAAUUGUGACAUCGCACAAGCAGGCCUCGUUCUCUCGUGGGGACAGUUCAAAGGAAAAGUUACUGGUGUGAAAAUAGUCGAGCCUUAAAAGUGAUAGGAUUUUUAACACCACCAUCUUGUUUGCGACAAACUCUUUAUAACAGAAAGAGAUCCUUCCUCGAGCAAGGAACACCUAACACUGAUCAAUAUCUACAUACAUGUUAAAUAGCUUUUACCACUCGUAUUGUGGAGUCCAACAAUUGUUAUUACACAGAUGACAGCUCUUUUAUCCAGUUCAGUAGAGUGUUUCAUAGAUUGCGCCCUUCUAUUUAUGAUUUGAUAACCUUAAGGUUGCUCUCUAGUCGCUCGUUACUGUUGAUGAAACGCCAAAGUUCAGGACUGAAGUAGCGAGUAUCAUUCAAUUAUUAGUCACGAAGCAUUUAAGCUAAGUUUGCACGAAUAUCAUGAUCAUAAUCACCAAAACACGAUCUCUGAACCACAUGACACAAUUUGUAUCUCUUUCUUAGUGAUUUCGUUGCACGAGGCAAUCGAAGGCGGAGAAAAAAGAGAGGGUAAAAAACAUUGCUUCCUUGGCUGAAAUCUCGGAUAGUGGUAUGCCCCCCUCUUGAGUUAUAUUGCACCAGAGUAUUUUCCCUUAACUUAACCUUUAAAGAAGAGCUCAAAACCCAGCCUUGAAUUUUGUUAAUGAUUUCCAUCCAUUGUGUCUAAGUCACAAAACCUUCCUAAGUACCUUUGUCUUGUAAGUUUUGUUCCCUCGGUUUUAAAUAUUUGCCAUGGUGGAUUUCUUUUCAAUUGUAAUUGUAAUUGAUUAUGGUUUUAAGUAACCGUAAGUGCAACCGUAAUAAUAUUUGAGAUACUAUUAACGGGUUGGAACUGGUGACAACAUUUGGCUGAAACUCGAUUUGUUCAUAAUAAAGGUAGUUGUAAUGUGUUGUCGUAAAGGAGGUCAAUUGAUGAAGUUUGAAGAAGAACC